Chiroxiphia lanceolata (lance-tailed manakin) is the source of this 1506-nucleotide messenger RNA. RefSeq names its product small muscle protein X-linked (gene SMPX). The record is from RefSeq and is a predicted model, not a curated record. The transcript has 5 exons. The coding region runs from base 140 to 409 and encodes 89 amino acids. Gene Ontology annotation, cellular component: costamere; M band; muscle tendon junction. NCBI's taxonomy places the organism in Eukaryota, Metazoa, Chordata, Aves, Passeriformes, Pipridae.
GAGCAGCUCUGAGUGCCGUCCAGGCUGAAAGCAUCAGAGCUAUUUCAGACACAUUAAAAGGGUCACAGUCAAUACCUCAGCUGGUGGAAGAAGGUACCUCUUUCAGCAUCAAAAGGAGGGAUAAGCCUCUGUCUUAAAAAUGUCAAAACAGCCAGCGUCACAUGUCAAAGCCAUUCAGGCUAAUAUUAACAUCCCAAUGGGUGCAUUUCGACCUGGUGCAGGCCACCCUCAUAAAAGAAAAGAACUUACACCUGAAGAAGUGGACGAAAGUGUUCCUGCUUCGACAGAGGAGGAGAAAGACAAGAAACAUCUCCCAGGAGCUAGGAAACUUCCAGGUCCUGCUGUCAACUUGUCAGAGAUUCAGAACAUAAAGAGUGAGCUGAAGUAUGUCCCCAAAGCUGAACAGUAGCUGGAACCAGCAGGUCUGACAAGUGAAAUCGAAUGGAUUCCAAGGAAUGGAGAUAAUUUGAAAUUUUUUAUAUAUUUGUAUGAAGACUAUGAACUUCCUAACUGUUCAGUAUCCCAUAGGAAGCAUCCUCUUUGUACAUUUAUAUCAACACUUUCUUGUUGUCCAUUUUGUUUAACAUAGGAAAGUACUGCUGAAAUAAAACAGACCACAGCAACUAGCAAUGAAUGUGUAUAUGUACAGGAAUGAUUUUGACCUGAGAAUGGGGAAUAGUGUAACUUGAAGUUGGAACAAAAGUAGAAUAAAUACUUUCUAAAAAUAUAAUACUAUUUGCAAUUAAUUUGGUUUCUUUCUUUUUGAAAAAUGUCAAUGUGGACAGAGUUUUAAAAUUAUUUGACAAAAUGCAGAAUGAAUGAGGAGUGUAACAUCUCAUUUCCUGUUGUGUACUCCUGGUUAUAGAAGAGGAAUCAUGUAUCAUGUGUAAUAAAGGAAAUGAAAAUAUUAAAAGAGAUGGUCUUUCUGAUGAGUUUAGCAAAAUUCUUCUUUUGUUGUAGAGCCAAAGUGUUUCUUUUUCUUGAGAAUCUAAAAUACACUGAUGUUCUGAUACUUAUGCAUCACCUUUACUUUAUACAAUGAAAAUACAAGAUGGAGUUAGCUGAGAGAAAACUUGUUUAUUCAAAUAAACAAGUCAUCUAGCUUUGAUGGAAUAUGCUCAUGAAUAUAGGUUGAAGGAUCAUUAUCUUGAAAAACCCAAAUACAAAGAGGACACUGGAAUAUGGAUGCUGGGCAAAAUUCAUGUGUUAUCACAGCAAUUCUUACAUAGAAUAAUUAAUCCUUGACUCUUGUUUUAUAUGGACUGUAAAUAAAAAAAAGACUGUUCAAUGCAUAUUCUAUUUUUGAAAAUAAGAUCUUAUUGCUGGAGAAAUUUAAUACACUGUGUCUCCUUGGUCUCUCAUGUUAUUUACUGCAAAGGGAUAUAAGGAGAUGUUUUUUAAUAAUAUUCUUCUAAUGUUGAUUGAAACUGUUCUACAUGCUCUGAAACUCUCUGCCUGGCUCUUGUUUAUUCAAAUAAAAUAAAGAUAACCAUUCUGGUUAGAAAA